This is a messenger RNA of Labrus bergylta (ballan wrasse), 1875 nucleotides long. RefSeq names its product transmembrane 4 L six family member 4 (gene tm4sf4). Gene Ontology annotation, cellular component: membrane. Lineage: Eukaryota; Metazoa; Chordata; Actinopteri; Labriformes; Labridae. The record is from RefSeq and is a predicted model, not a curated record.
UGGAGAGGGGUAUAAACGCUCUUUCUAAGCCAUCGGCAAUCAUAAGUAACAGGACAGGUGAGGCGCAAAGUGGAUAGAGCAUUUUGGGAUUACAAGCAAACCUAAGAUUUUUUUAGUUUAUAUUGGAAAGCUGCAAUAUAGAUAAAUCUAAAGCAAACAGGCGGACAAAGACCGGAGUCAAAACUUUAAUUUCAAAAGAAAGACAUCCUUACUUAGUUUUUCUUUUAGCUAUUUUUGGCAAAAGAGCAACAUAAGAGUUCUGAAACCCCCCCCCCAAAAAACUUUGUAAGACAAGGAAGUUGUUAUUAGUAAAGGAGCUCGAAGCAUCAGUGUCAAGAUGUGCUCAGGUGGCUUUGCCAAGUGUCUGGGGAUCACUCUGAUGCCUCUGGCGAUCGUGUGCGUGCUGUGUAACAUCCUGCUCUUCUUCCCCAGCGGACAGCCUGUGGAGCAAGACCACAUCACAAAACAGGUCUGGUACUUUGGAGGCAUUCUGGGAUCUGGAGUUCUGAUGAUCUUCCCAGCUCUGGUCUUCCUGGGUCUGAAGAACAACGACUGCUGCGGUUGCUGUGGCAACGAAAGCUGUGGGCGGAGAUUUGCGAUGCUGAGCUCCAUCCUGUUUGCAGCUGUGGGUGUUGCGGGGGCCGGUUACUCAGUCGUAGUUUCGUCUGUGGCCAUAAACCAAGGACCCAAGUGUGUGGUUUCAAAAAACGGAACGAAUGACGUGUGGGGCACUCCUUUUGGAAAUGGUGACUAUCUGAGCAACACAACUCUGUGGAAACUUUGUAUAGAGCCGUCCGGCGUGGUGUCCUGGCAUCUCUCCCUGUUCUCUGUACUGCUGGUCAUGGGUUUGAUCCAGGUGGCGCUGUGUGCUGUGCAGGUGGUGAACGGCCUGCUGGGAGCUAUUUGUGGGGACUGCUGUGGCUGCUGUGGAGGGAGUGAUGGAGCCGUCUAAAAACGUCCUGCAGCCGGGAAAGCUUGAUGGCAACUGCGUCCUCUGUCUGUUUCAUUCUGACAGGAUAAGCGUUUGUCUGCUUUAUUCCAAAAGUUAUAAACCAAAAGAGCUCAUUGAUUACAUCGUGUGUGCCCUUCAGUAACACCUGUGAAAUGACAGAGCUCUUAUUUAAAGAUUUUCUCGUUUAGAAUUCCAUAGCAAUCAUUUAUGUUAAAGUGCCUCUGCUCUCAGGUCUGGCUCUAUUUCACUUCAAACACUCACUGUGUCUUUUAAAGUUUUCUUCUUGCUGUAUAUUGAAUCUGUUUUUGUUUUUUCUUAUUAAGCCAAAUCAAAAUCAACAAUUUCUAUUAAAACAAUUAAAAUAACAACAUGAUAGAAGUGAGCAUGGCACGUGAUUGAAGCUUGCUAUUUGAGUUUUAUUUUGAUGCAGCAAAAGUUUAACAGCUUGCAACAAGUAGGAAACCAGUUUAAGAUUUAGUCAGUUUCUCUCCUCAUAGAAGAGAUUUAUUUGGAAUGACUGCCCCCUGCUGGACAUUGUGGUGAUGCACCAAUGAGUCUGUGGUUAAAAGAUCAUACCUGUAGCUGCACUUAUUUAAACAACUGACAUCAUAUUCUUUUUAGCAUCAAAGGUUCUAGAGCUGCAUGCUUAGUUAAAAAGAAAAGCACAGUAUAGUUGUAUUAAUCAUCACAACAAGUGUGAUUACUUUCUACAACAAAGCAUUUGUCUCCUCAGUCAGCAGUGAUAUUUAAAGACUGGAGCUGUGUUUUGAGAUGUGUCACAGAGAAUAUAUCAUACAUGUUUCACUUUUUUCAAAACAGAUGUUUCAGUCUUCUUUUCACUUGUCUUUACGCCACAGUGAUGUCUGGCUCUUAUGGGCUCUAACUUGUCUGCUGCGUUUCAUUAAAGUGUGUCUUUCUCUAAA